AACGCCGGCGCGGCCGCUCUCAGGUUUCUCUCUGGUUACAGGUUACAGCCUGAAACAAAAAACCAACUAGUUGAAGUAGCAGUCCAUGAUUGUAUAGUCGAAGGAUAAGGUGGUAAAAGUUAAAGAGACGAUCUAACCUCUUGUGUCCGCGUGCAAAGAUGGAAUCAAGUGUUGAUUCCAAGUCGAAGAGUUUUCACGAAUUAGAACUCGACGACAGGUUAUUGAAGGCGAUCACGAAAUUAGGCUGGACGGAGCCUACGUUAAUACAAGAAAAGGCGAUACCUCUAUUACUAGAAGGGAAGGAUCUUUUAAUAAAGGCUCGUACAGGUUCGGGCAAAACUGCCACCUUUGCAAUACCGCUCAUUCAGAAAAUAUUACUGAGCAAGCGAACACAAGAGAGACAGGAGAUCAAGGGUCUUAUUAUUGCACCUAGCAAGGAAUUGUGCAAGCAAAUUCACAAUGUUAUCAUAAGCUUAACGAUAAAGUGCUGUAGGGAGGUCAGAGUCAUUGAGCUUAAUUCACAAGUGGAUUUGAAUGCCCAAAGACUUUUACUGAGCGAAUUGCCAGAUAUCGUUGUGGCAUCGCCAACUCGAUUGCUGCAACAUUUAAAGGCAAAAAAUUUAACGCUAAAAUAUAGUCUCGAUACAUUAAUAAUCGACGAAGCUGAUCUGCUAUUUUCAUUUGGAUAUGAAAAGGAUAUGAAGGCUGCGUUAACUUAUCUGCCAACGGCAUAUCAAGCAGUUUUAGCAUCCGCCACAUUGUCUGAGGAUGUUCAAACGUUGAAAAAAUUAAUUUUGCACAAUCCUGCAAUUUUAAAGUUGGAAGAGCCACCGUUGGCUCCUCCUACGCAAUUAGUUCAUUAUACCUUGGCCGCAGAGGAAAACGAUAAAGCUGCCAUUUUAUACGCCUUGUUGAAAUUACAUUUAAUUAGGGGAAAAUCUAUAAUCUUUGUACAUACUGUAGAUAGAUGUUACAAGUUAAAGCUGUUCUUAGAGCAGUUUGGUAUUCCAACUUGUCUUUUAAAUUCUGAGUUACCAGCAACCUCGAGAUGUAGAGCGGUUUCGCAAUUCAACAGUGGCGUUUAUGACAUUAUAAUAGCAUCGGAUGAGAAAGUCUUAGAAGAGCCACAUGUAAUAAAAACCAAAAAGAGUAAACGAAAGAAAGACAAGGAAUCGGGUGUAGCGCGCGGUGUCGAUUUCCAGUGUGUCUCCAAUGUAAUAAAUUUCGAUUUUCCCUUGGAUCUAAAUGCUUACAUACAUAGGGCGGGACGUACCGCCCGUGGGAACAAUCGAGGAACCGCCCUUAGUUUUGUAGCUAUUAAGGAGAGACCAGUGAUGGAAGAGAUAGAACGAGAAUUGAAGCACACUUACAACUCUGCAAAUCUAUUUAAAACCUACCAAUUUAAAUUGGAACAAGUGGAAGGCUUUCGUUAUCGUGCAAAAGAUGCUUGGAAAGCCGUUACGAGGAUCGCCGUUCGAGAAGCACGCUUGAAAGAAAUUAAACAGGAAGUUAUGAAUUGCGAAAAACUGAAAAGUUACUUUGAGGAUAACCCGCGAGACUUGAAGUCAUUGCGUCAGGACAAGACGUUGCAUACUGUUAAACUGCAACCGCAUCUGAGAGACGUGCCUGAAUAUAUAGUACCAUUGACUUUGAAGAACGUCAUGGGAAUUGGAGGGAGAAAACGAAAAUUUAACAGGGAUGCUGUACUAUCGGGAGCAACGAGUGCUAAAUCGAGACAUCUAGCUCGCGCUUCCAACCCGUUAAUAAGUUUACGAAUACCAGAUAAAUAAAUCUUUGAACAUUAAAUUUAGUGCCUAAGAUCUAACCAUCAAGCAUCUUACAGUGUGUCAUUGAUUGUACAUUCACACUUGUGUACAUAUAUACAAAACUUCCACCGAAAGAAAUUUGUUUUUUUAUUUUUACUGCUGACUUACAUCUGUACAAUCAAAAUAAAUAGCAAAUAUAUAAACAAA
Vollenhovia emeryi is the source of this 1973-nucleotide messenger RNA. It is a transcript of the gene Hlc, whose product is annotated as probable ATP-dependent RNA helicase DDX56. The record is from RefSeq and is a predicted model, not a curated record. Bases 159 to 1790 code for a protein of 543 amino acids. Gene Ontology annotation, cellular component: nucleolus. Gene Ontology annotation, molecular function: RNA helicase activity; ATP binding; nucleic acid binding. Lineage: Eukaryota; Metazoa; Arthropoda; Insecta; Hymenoptera; Formicidae. The transcript is spliced from 6 exons.